Messenger RNA from Daldinia childiae, 765 nucleotides. RefSeq lists its product as uncharacterized. The record is from RefSeq and is a predicted model, not a curated record. The transcript is spliced from 2 exons. Bases 1 to 765 code for a protein of 254 amino acids. NCBI's taxonomy places the organism in Eukaryota, Fungi, Ascomycota, Sordariomycetes, Xylariales, Hypoxylaceae.
AUGUCUAAACCAGUAUUUGUUCUCCUCCACGGUGCUUGGCACAGUCCUAGGUGCUGGGAUAGUCUUAUCACGGCACUGGGAAAGGCUGGCUACUCGGCUGUUGCCCCAGCCUUACCCUCGUCGGGAUCUACGCCACCUACACCUGACUGGACCAAGGACGUUGAAACUAUUAGGACUACCGUCGAGGACCUCAUCCAAGAGAAUGAUGUUGUCGUCGUUACGCAUAGUUUCAGUGGCAUGACUGGAGGUACAGCCUUGGAAGGCUUGGACAAGGAGACACGUGCAUCAAAGGGAUUGAAGGGCGGCGUCAUACGACUGAUUUACAUCACGGCUUUCCUCGUACCGGAGGGCUUCCAGCACUCGGCACAUGGAACACGCGACAACAUGGUACCGGAGAUGAAAACUGAUCUUGACGCUGGUGUUAUCACUGUAUCACCCGAACAUGCUAAGGAUAUGUUCUAUCAAGAUCUAGAUGACGCCACCGUUGCCGAGCUCGUCAAGGACUUGCGCCCUCAGAGUUUUGGGGCGUUUUGGAGUACCACGACAUAUGCUGCGUGGCGCUAUAUUCCGACUACAUACAUCUUGUGUCUAGGAGACAAGCCAUCGACCGUGGUUGCUGCGCGAUACCUUAUUGACACGGCAAAGGCGAGCGGACCGCACAAGAUCGAGAAGGUUGUCGAAGUCGAUGCGGGCCACUCUCCCUUCAUUAGCAAGCCCGAGUGGACUGCUGAAGCACUCAUCGCUGAGAUCAGUGGGCAAGCUUAG